GAUCCUUCAGCAAACCCAGGCUCUCAGCCCUGCCCAGCCCUGUCGUGACCUCAGGAGGGAAUGUGACGCUCCAGUGUGGCUCAAGGGAGGUGUUUGACAGGUUCAUUCUGACUAAGGAAGGAAAAGACAUCUCCUGCUGGACCCUGGACUCACAGCCACAGCCCAAUGGGCAGUCCCAGGCCCUGUUCCCUGUGGGUCCUGUGAGUCCCAUUCACAGGUGGAGGUUCAGAUGCUAUGGUUCUUACAGGAACAGCCCCCAGGUGUGGUCAUACCCCAGUGAUGCCCUGGAGCUCCUGAUUCCAGGUGAGUCUGGGAAGCCCUCCCUCCUGAGCCAGCAGGGCCCCAUCGUGUUCUCUGAACAGAGACUGACCCUCCAGUGUCGCUCUGAUGUCGGCUAUGACAGAUUCGCUCUGCACAAGGAGGGUGAACCGGACCUCUCCCAGAGCCUUGUCCUGCAGCCCCAGGAUGGGCUCUCUCAGGUCCACUUCCCCCUGGGCACUGUGAGCAGCUCUCACGGGGGCCGGUACAGAUGCUACGGUGGAUACAACCUCUCCUCUGAGUGGUCGGCGCCCAGUGACCCCCUGGACAUCCUGGUGGCAGGACACCUGCCUGACAGACCCUCCCUCUCGGUGCAGCCCGGCCCCAGGGUGGCCUCAGGAGAGAAUGUGACCCUGCUAUGUCAGUCCCAAAGCUGGAGGGACACUAUCUUUCUGUCCAAGGAAGGGGCAGCUGGUCCCCCCUUGCGUCUGGGAUCAAAGUACCGAGGUCAGAAUUACCAGGCGGAGUUCUCCGUGAGUCCUGUGACCUCAGCCCAAAGAGCGGGAUACUCAGAGAAACAGAGACAGACAGAGAGAAAGGUCCUCAGACAGAGGCCUAGUGACUCUCAGGUCAGAACAAGUGAGCCCCUGGAGCUCCUGGUCUCAGGACCCUCUGGAAGCCCCAGCCCCCCACCCACAGGGCCCACCUCCACAGCUGACUACACAGUGGAGAAUCUCAUCCGGAUGGGCGUGGCUGGCUUGAUCCUGGUGGUCAUCGGGGUGCUGCUAUUUGAGGCUCAAAACGACCCCAUAAGGACCCUCGAUGCAGCCAGCAUGUGA
Myotis brandtii (Brandt's bat) is the source of this 1097-nucleotide messenger RNA. RefSeq names its product leukocyte immunoglobulin-like receptor subfamily A member 6. The annotation marks the transcript as partial. Gene Ontology annotation, biological process: cytokine-mediated signaling pathway. NCBI's taxonomy places the organism in Eukaryota, Metazoa, Chordata, Mammalia, Chiroptera, Vespertilionidae. Gene Ontology annotation, molecular function: inhibitory MHC class I receptor activity. The record is from RefSeq and is a predicted model, not a curated record. The transcript has 6 exons.